UUGGGAAACAGAAGAAGAGGCCAUGCAUAUAUAAACAACCUCAAAUGGGACUCUCAGCUACUUGAUAAGGGAAGCUACGGUCGUACUUCACUUUCAGAAAAAUCUAGGUUCGCCGGAGACUUACUCGAACUUCAUCGGAGUUCAAGGUCGACGACAAGUAGGGUGGAGUAAAAGGAAGAAAGGUGAAGACUUUUCCUGGAUCGGAUUCGAAAGGUCGCAACGAGCUGUGGAUUAUAUUUUUUUAAUCAGACUCUGUUUGGCUAAUCAUCCGCUUUUAAUUCCCUUUUUUGGGUCUUCCAUUUCUUUUUUCUUGUUUUCGUUUAUUUCUCUGCUUUUUGAUCCUGAUUGGUUGCCGAGAAAAUGGGUGUGAAAGUUGCUACGGCCUGUUUGCAUUGGUCACAACCCUCUGUUCCUCACCCACCUUCCUCUCCUCAAACCCUAGCUUCCACAGUCUCCCCUUCCCUUAAACGACGUAGUUUCAGCGAUGGAGCUCUCGUGUUCCAAUCAUCUCUCUUCGGAACAAAGAUCUCUAGGUCUAGAUCUUGCGACAAACCCAAAUCAAAAUGCAAAACAAUCAGACGAGCUUGCAGUGCCAGCCUAGACGCAUUCUCAGACGAAGAAUUCUCGAAAAAAAUGAAAGAACUAUCUAUGAGGUUCCAAUUACUCGACGACAAUGACGAAAACACAAUCGAAACCACAGAAUCUGAAAUGGUUUGUGAUUACAAUAACAGUGUAAAUCAAAAUUCAUCUAAAUUCAACUUUCUAGAAAGUCAGAGACUGUUCGAUCCGGUAGAGCCGCCGGACUGGUUAGGCAGAGAUGAGAUAAUUCCGGCGAGUAUCGAACGAAAAGCGAACAGCGUAGAACUUCCUCUCUCACUCCGAAUGAUAAAGAGGAAGAAGCAAUGGCAAGAAGGGGUUCGAGAAGCAGGGGAGUCGGCUUAUUGCUCCGUCAAAAAGGCCUUUUCUUCCAUGGUUUUCAUAAUCCGAGAGCUUCAGAGCUUCACUCUGCAAAUGAGAGAAGCACUCUAUUACGAAGAUCUACAAGGGAUUCUAGUUCGUGUUCAGAAAGAAAUGCACGCCUCGUUUGUCUGGCUGUUUCAGCAAGUUUUCUCGCAUACACCGACUCUAAUGGUGUACGUCAUGAUUCUACUAGCAAAUUACAGCGUCUAUUCAAUGGCCAACAACGCCGCCAUCGCCGCCACACCGCCGCCGUCCUCGGCGGCGGAGAUGGAGUCUGUUUCGGUGCUCGAAGAUCAAAAUCAAAACCAGAAAAAGUUCGAUUCCUCUUCGAUUAAGACGUUUUCGGUGUCGUCUUCCAGUGGGAAGACGGCCUCAAUCGGCGGAAACAAUGGCGGCGGAGGAAAAUUCCGGCCGGUGGCGAGUGGCACAGACGGUGGUGAUGAGUCAGCGUCGUUGAAUUACCAUCGAACUAUGGUUCCAGAUGGGGUGUCUUCGAUUGGGAACCCAGCAAAGAUUAAGGAAGAGGAAGAAUUGUCGGCGAGGGAGGAAUUGAAAGUGUGGAAUUCGAUUGUGGAGGAAGCUUCGAAGAUGCAAGCGAGGUUGAGAGACGAGGCUUUGGAUCAUGAAACUUUGCAGAGGUUUGUUUCGCCCGUGACGGCGAAGAUCGAAGCCGAUGACUAUGCAGAUUAUUUCAGAACAGAGCUUUUGUAUCAGAGGGGCUUGGCUCAAGAUCCUAAUAAUCCUUUGCUUCUUGCUAACUAUGCUCAGUUCUUGUACCUCGUCACUCAAGAUUUUGACAGAGCUGAAGAGUACUUCAGGCGAGCAGUUAAGGUGGAGCCGCCGGACGCGGAGGCGCUGAGCAAGUAUGCGUGCUUCUUGUGGCAAGCGAGGAAGGACCUAUGGGCGGCGGAGGAGACGUACUUGGAGGCUAUCUCGGCUGAUCCCACCAACUCCUACUACGCCGCUAAUUAUGCUCACUUUUUAUGGAACACCGGUGGCGAAGACACUUGCUUCCCCAUCGACACCAACACCGACGACCCUAACGACGCUUAACCCAAAACACCAAGAGAAAAAAUAAACAGGCCAACUCCAUCUCUUGUCCAUCCACCACCCGUCGCUUGGAUUUUGUUAAAUCAUCAAUUUUUGUAGGCAAAGUAGAGGUCCUGAUGUGGGAAAGGAGUCGAGCUCUUCACCUUUAAAGUCAAGUGCAAGACUUAUGAAGGGUUGGUUAAUAAUUUUAUCAUUACAACAACAAAAGUACGAAGCGGCAACCAACUGCAAAUCUAUUAUGGGAAGCUAUAUGGGCUCUGCAGAUAUGUAUGGCGGCGCGAGUCUUUUUGCCUCUCGGGAAAGAAAAGGGUCACCUUUUGUUCGGUUUUCUCUGUACAUAUAUUGGGUUUGUUUGGUUUGUAUUUUAAAAUAUAAUUUUUGAGAAUUUUUUUUAAAAAUUUUGUUUAGUUUAAAUUUUAAAAUUAUUUUUUUUUUCUUUUA
This is a messenger RNA of Camellia sinensis, 2451 nucleotides long. Its product is annotated as Tetratricopeptide repeat (TPR)-like superfamily protein. The record is from RefSeq and is a predicted model, not a curated record. NCBI's taxonomy places the organism in Eukaryota, Viridiplantae, Streptophyta, Magnoliopsida, Ericales, Theaceae. Gene Ontology annotation, molecular function: protein binding.